UCUUCGUUUCCAAGCCGUGUCCUCCUAUAAGCUGUAAAUGUUGUUUUACAUACAAAUGCAAGUGUGACGAUCCGGAGAACGGUCCGCACCGUGUUCGUAGAAACGGCACUUUAUCCUCUCUUGCCAAGAAAUUAAAAACUUUGUCUAAAUCCCACAAGAUAGUACCCAAACUUGUGUAGGAUCUAGUUAAACCUAAGUGCGACGCAGUACAGGUGGAAGAGCGGACAGAAAGGCUCAAUCCAUACGGGGAAAAAAAAGAAAACCUUCCAGUAAAGGGUGAUGUGUGCCACCUACGUGCAUUUGCCGGGAUAGCUUGCGCCGGCGCCAACCAGCAGCAAUGACGUCGUCUAUCUCUAUAAGCGAACAUCAGCCUCCGACGGUUUCACUGUUUCUUCAGCAACAGCAAACUCGACGCCAUAUUGAACGUCCCAUUCGAGUUUGGCCGUUCGCGAUGGAGUGUCUGGCGGAAACCGAGGCUGAGACUGAUACAGCGGAAACAACGGAAGAGCAGCCCGGAAAUUCAGAAAACGUAACCGCAGCCGCCGCUACGUCUCGGCAACCAGUAGCAAACGUCAAAAAAGACUGUUACAUAAAACAAGCGAGUACAAAGGGUGGCCAGAGUACCAAGCAGUCACUGGACGGAACGAAGAAAAUUUUGGAGGCGGAAGCCGUGGGAUGUGCUCCAUUCUUCGGUGUGAAACACUACCUGAACAACUUCUACGGCAUCACAGAUGGCGAUACUGACGCCAAAAUUGUGCGCAUAAUCGAACCGGAGGAUGAAGACGACUACUUUGCAAUCCUGUCUGCAGGGGCCGGGAAUAGUAAAAGUGAAGUUGAAUGUUGGCACGUUCACCGCCGCUGCUUUGCGUGGUCAUUCAGCGUUGGAUCGUUGAUUGUUCUGCUUGGUGUGACAUGUCUCUUGCUGGGUUUCCUUCUUCCUCGUCACUCAGCCCUCGUUAGUCAAAUGGAAGACAAUGAUGUGAAGAUGUGGAUGUCAGCCCAUUCGAGCAAUAGCGAACCGUCUAUUUCAUCCUUUAACAUCCUCGACCGCCAGGCUAUGGAGCACAACAACGUGCUGGAUACACUAAAAAUGGGCGGAGGGAUAGCUACAUGCUUCGGAUGCUUUUUGCUCCUCCUGACUCUCAUCUUCCCACCGGGCAGCCACCCAUCAAAAUGGGCAGACGAAGGAGAGACGUCACAAAUCACUCAGAUCAAUCAAGCUCUUAAGAAUUGUUUACUUUCAGUUCAUUCCAAGAAUCAUCCGACUUUCUUCUAUUCGGGUUUGGUCGCCUCGACCACCAAUGAAAAAAUACCCGUUUUUCAGCAGCUUCAAUCCGUUCAACCCAAAGACUAAGUAUGUUAUAUUAUUUU
Molecule: messenger RNA, 1371 nt
Organism: Daphnia carinata
Lineage: Eukaryota; Metazoa; Arthropoda; Branchiopoda; Diplostraca; Daphniidae
Exons: 2
Coding region: 338-1354 (338 amino acids)
Biological process (GO): nervous system development
Cellular component (GO): neuronal cell body; neuron projection; transport vesicle
Source: RefSeq, a predicted model, not a curated record